Molecule: messenger RNA, 387 nt
Organism: Cooperia oncophora
Lineage: Eukaryota; Metazoa; Nematoda; Chromadorea; Rhabditida; Trichostrongylidae
Source: the annotation of a GenBank genome assembly
AUGGUUGCCUACUGUCCGUCGACCCGUCGAAUAGCAUUUGGUGGCAAGAACGGUUCAUGUGUGGUCCACGAACUUCGUGCUGCGAAGGCACAUAACUUGCAAGCACAUCAAGGCCCGGUGUCAGCGGUUGCGUUCUCGGAAGACGGCAAGUAUCUCGCCACCUAUGGUGAACAGGACGCAAAAAUCAAUUUUUGGCAAACUAGUCAAUCAUUUCUGGGAAUGGGCCAGAAUCAAAUGAAAUUGGUGAAGAGUCAACCGGCUCCUUCCCUGUCAGCAUUUACUCCGAAUGGUACUGUAAACGCUUAUCGACCAAGACUGGUAUGGAUAAACCCGAAGUCGUUGACCCUCAUGAUGCCUGAAGGUCGCGAACAGCGUUUCACUCUGUAG